This is a messenger RNA of Neocloeon triangulifer, 1424 nucleotides long. RefSeq names its product growth hormone-regulated TBC protein 1-A. The record is from RefSeq and is a predicted model, not a curated record. The transcript is spliced from 8 exons. The coding region runs from base 157 to 1209 and encodes 350 amino acids. Lineage: Eukaryota; Metazoa; Arthropoda; Insecta; Ephemeroptera; Baetidae.
UACCGUGUUAUUCCGGUUAUUCCUCGAGGAUUCCACCCACCCACACGCACGGACGGACAGAUCGGGACCAAAAAAUGCCCUGGUGAAGCGGAAGUGCGCACCCCCGACUCGGGCUUCAAUGUGAUUCAAGAAGAGGCAGCUGAGAAUUUUCAAAACAUGGCCAAACGCUCGCAGUUUAGCAACAUCGACGAGUACGGGUUUGAGAGGGCGGAUGACUUUGACUACGAGACGUAUGAGGACUUCAUGUCCAGCUACCUCAGGGUGUUGGCCAAACGCUCCAAGAAGUGGACAGAGCUGAUGGCCCGCAAAAGUGCGGUCAGGAGGAGUUUAACCACCAAGCGUUACAUUCGCAAGGGAAUUCCCAAAGAACAUCGUGGACUGGUGUGGAUGGCCGUGAGUGGGGCCGAGAAGGCACGUCAGGCGCAACCGAACCUCUAUCUCGAGAGGCUGAGGAGUGCGUCGGACGUGCAUGAGGACAUCCUGUCCUGCAUCCGGACAGACUUGCCCCGCACUUUUCCAGACAACGUCCACUACAAGGCCACGGCCCUUGCGUACAGCCAAACCGGACAGUUGCAGCUGCAGGAUCGGACGCAGCCGCGCCAAUUGUACAAUGUGCUGGUGGCAUUUGCCAGCGAUAACCAUGACAUAGGCUAUUGCCAGGGAAUGAAUUACAUUGCCGGCCUAUUACUAAUUGCUACGGGGGAAGAGGAAACCGCCUUUUGGCUCCUCAAGACCCUGAUUGACCGUUCCUUGCCUGGAUACUAUAACAAAAGAAUGACAGGCAUCAUCAGGGAUAUCGACGUCCUGGGAGAACUAGUCAGACUAAAAUUCCCUGAAGUGCAUCGCCACGUUGAGUCGCUGAACCUGUCUUGGGCUGUGAUAACGACCAAGUGGUUUGUUUGCCUCUUUGCAGAAGUUCUUCCCGUCGAAACGGUUUUCCGCGUGUGGGACUGUCUGUUCUACGAAGGCGCUAAGAUUUUGUUCCGCGUUGCGCUUACGCUUGUUGGAAUGCACAUAGACGCGCUUUUGCGUUGCGAAGACCUUGCUGCCCUUAUUACCUGCUUCAAAGCAGUCACACAAGACGCCCUGGUCACAGAUUGCCACGCCUUUCUUCAGAGCAUUUUCAAAGUGCCCGGCUCGUUAAAAAACACAACCAUCUCCCGAUUGCGUAGCGAGUGCGCUGAGAGGAACAAGAAACCACAAAAGUAAAGCAUUUUUUGCAUUGCCACAGAACUUCUUUCCUUGCAGGAACAACGUCUCUGGCUGUGAAGUCUUAAUUUGAAUCCUUAUGAAAUCUUAUUAUUUUUCUCAUUGUUUUGUCCAAAGAACAAACGUCCGCUUUUUAAGGUCUGCACUUUACUAGUUUUGAAUCAUCGACUCUCAUCACAAUCAAAUAUAUUUAUCUAUAUAAACAAAUAAAAAUG